Molecule: messenger RNA, 2970 nt
Organism: Podarcis muralis (Common wall lizard)
Lineage: Eukaryota; Metazoa; Chordata; Lepidosauria; Squamata; Lacertidae
Gene: NOTUM
Product: notum, palmitoleoyl-protein carboxylesterase
Biological process (GO): negative regulation of canonical Wnt signaling pathway; protein depalmitoleylation
Molecular function (GO): palmitoleyl hydrolase activity
Source: RefSeq, a predicted model, not a curated record
CCGGCUGCUGCCGCCGCCCCACGCGGCGCCGGGGCUGGCGGCGCCCCCGGCGGGCUCCCCGUGCACUCCGUGCCCCUCUUGUCAUGUUUGUGGUUUGGGACGAGGCGGCGAGUCCGUGCACCAAGAAAAGCCGCGCGCCCUCCAGCCCCGCCGCAGACCCCGGACAGCGCGGGCCCCGAGCACCGGCUCCCGCUCCCCACGCCGCUUUGCUCGCCGCUCUUUGGAGCCAGGGAGACGGGUCCAGAGCUGCCAGACCCUCGGCGAGGCGAGGCGAGGAGCAGGCACAGGCCGGAGCCCCCCAACCGAAAGCCCGCCAAGCGCCGCCCGCCAAGCGCCGCCAGGGGCAGAGCGCGCACCCCUCCGCUGCCUCUGCCGUCGCAGCAGCCCGAGGCCAGGCGAGCGAGCGCCGAUCGGCCGUCCAGCAAAGCGGCGGGCUGCGCUCACCGGUUCCCUCUCCUCCUUCCCAACAGGUGGCUCCGCGUCGCCAUGGGCAGAGGGGCCGUGCAGAUGCUGCUGCUCUUGGGGCUGCUGCACUGGGGCCCCGGCGGGGAGGGCAGGAAAAGCUGGAGGCGGCGUGGGCAGCAGCAGCAGCAGCAACAACAACAACCAGCAGCGGCUCGGGAGCGGAGCGAGGCGGCUGGGCAGCCGGUGGAGAGCUUCCCAUUGGACUUUACCGCUGUGGAGGGCAACAUGGACAGUUUCAUGGCUCAGAUCAAGAGCCUGGCGCAGUCGCUGUACCCUUGCUCGGCGCAGAAUCUGCACCAGGAGCUGAGGCUGCACAUGCUGCUCAACAGCUCGGUCACCUGCAACGACGGCAGCCCCGCCGGCUACUACCUCAAAGAAUCGAAAGGCAGUAGAAGGUGGCUGCUUUUCCUGGAAGGAGGCUGGUACUGCUUCAACAGAGAGAACUGCAACACCCGGUAUGAAACAAUGAGGAGACUUAUGAGCUCCAAGGAGUGGCCCACUACCAGAACUGGAACUGGUAUUCUGUCAUCGCAACCAGAGGAAAAUCCACACUGGUGGAAUGCAAACAUGGUUUUCAUCCCCUAUUGCUCAAGCGAUGUCUGGAGCGGAGCCUCUGCCAGGAUUGAGAAAAAUGAAUUUGUCUUCAUGGGUGCCCUUAUCAUUCAGGAGGUUGUAAAAGAGUUGGUGGGAAAAGGUCUUGGGAAUGCCAAAGUCCUCCUACUAGCAGGAAGCAGUGCUGGUGGAACGGGGGUGCUCCUGAAUGUAGAUCGAGUAGCUGAGCAGCUGGAAGAGAUGGGGUAUCCUGGGAUUCAGGUCCGUGGCCUUGCAGACUCUGGAUGGUUCUUGGACAAUAAACAGUAUCGUAGAACAGACUGCAUUGAUACUAUAACCUGCGCCCCUACAGAAGCCAUCAGGAGAGGAAUUAGGUAUUGGAACGGACUUGUUCCUGAACGCUGCAAAAUGCAGUUUAAAGAGGGAGAGGAAUGGAAUUGUUUCUUUGGCUAUAAAAUUUAUCCCACACUGCGAUGUCCUGUGUUUAUAGUACAGUGGCUCUUCGAUGAAGCCCAGCUCACCGUGGACAAUGUACAUUUGACUGGCCAGCCAGUGCAGGAGGGGCAGUGGCUAUACAUCCAGAACCUGGGUCGUGAACUUAGGAACACCCUUAAAGAUGUGACUGCCAGCUUUGCUCCCGCUUGUUUGUCUCAUGAGAUCAUCACACGCAAUCACUGGACAGACAUCCAAGUGAAAGGGACCUCUUUACCCCGCGCCCUGCACUGCUGGGAUCGCAGCCUCCACGACAGCAACAAGAAUGGGAAAGCUCCGCUGAAAGGCUGCCCUGUCCAUCUGAUUGACAGCUGUCCCUGGCCACACUGCAACCCCUCAUGCCCUACCAUCCGGGACCAGUACACAGGACAAGAGAUGAACGUGAUCCAGUUUCUCAUGCAUAUGGGGUUUGAUGUGCAGAAGAUGGCGCAGCAGCAGGGUCUGGAGCCCAGUAAACUGCUGGGGAUGCUGAGUAGUGGUAGCUAGGAGAGUUUUCCACUAAGGAGGACUGCAUGACUGCGUAUUGAGCAGGAGCCUUUUAGCUCCCCUCUCAAACUUCCUGCCCUCCUUGCUCACUUUCAUAACAUAAGCAUCUACACAGACACAUACAGGCACAAGUCAUGCACGCACACUCUGGCACAGUUAGUAUUAUCAGGAUAAAAUGAACACCAGUUGAUCGAAAUGUUACCUCUACUUCAGGGGACAGUCUCAGCUAAGCGUCACCUCUGUCUGCAAUAAUUCACUAACGGUCUGCAGGGAGCGCAUAGAAAAUCACGAACCCUCUCCAGAGUUAAAAGGACUGUAUACUUUUUGCCUUUUCCAAGAACUUUUCACACCAUGAGACUGACAACAAAAGGUGCUUUGGGGGAAAAAAAAAGAAAAGCACUGGAUUAUUUGUCCAAUUAGAAAUGAUGAAGGUAUAGCUGAUUAUAUGACUUCCUGGAGGCCAGCAUCUCACGAUGUAACAUAAUAAUGUACAAACCGAGCACACAGGCUAGAAAAGGACUUAUCUUGUACUCAAUUUACUUUUGUAUUAUUUUAUAAAAUGAUUUUUAUUAAUUUUUAAAGAAAUAAGCAAGAAAUAUAAGAUUAAUGAUAUUGUUUUGUAACAUAUUUUUUUAAAUAAUGAAGAAAAAAACACCUUGUGCUAUUUUCGGGCAAUGUGAAAAUAUUUAUUUUAAUAUGUAAAUGCUAUUUAUAAGGGCUGACCCAAGAUAUGCUCACAUGUUGUUGUAAAGUUGUAAAUACUUCUCCUUUGGAAAGGUUUUCCUUCUGAUCACAUAUGUGUGAGAAAGGGCAAGGGUCAGCAGUGGCAUUAUUAUUAUUAUUAUUAUUAUUAUUAUUAUUCAAAUUGUUUAUUAGAUCCCCAUGACUCUUUUGAAGUAUGUUUCUUGCUGUUUGUGAAAGGGGGAAAGAUUAUCAACCACAGCCUCAGUAAAGAGCUUUUAUCCUUCCUGCUCA